This is a messenger RNA of Dipodomys ordii (Ord's kangaroo rat), 674 nucleotides long. Its product is annotated as interferon alpha-3-like. Gene Ontology annotation, biological process: B cell differentiation; humoral immune response; defense response. Bases 105 to 674 code for a protein of 189 amino acids. The transcript has a single exon. Lineage: Eukaryota; Metazoa; Chordata; Mammalia; Rodentia; Heteromyidae. Gene Ontology annotation, molecular function: type I interferon receptor binding; cytokine activity. The record is from RefSeq and is a predicted model, not a curated record. Gene Ontology annotation, cellular component: extracellular region.
CAUCCCUACUUAAGCCAAGGGAGCACAGCAAGGUCUUCACACUCCCCAGAGGCAGAGGCUCCCAUCAGCACCUCAGCCAGUCCAGCAGCAUCCGCCCAGCCACAAUGCCCUUGCCCUUGGCCUUCCUGGUGACCCUGGUGGUGCUCAGCUGCAGGGCAACCUGCUCUCUGGGCUGUGAGCUGCCUCCCACCCACAGCCUGGGCAACAGAAGAGCCUUGCUCCUCCUGGGACAGAUGAGGAGAGUCUCCCUUUUCUCCUGCCUGAAGGACAGAAAGGACUUUGGAUUCCCCCAGGAGGCAUUGGAUGGAGAGCAGGUCCAGAAGGCUCAAGCCAUCGCUGUCCUCCAUGAGAUGACCAGGCAGAUCUACAGCCUCUUCAGCACAAAGACCUGGCCUGCCCCUUGGGAGAAGAGCCUUGUGGACAAACUGUGCGCUGGCCUCCAUGAGCAGCUGCAGGAGCUGAGAGCCUGCCUGAGCCGGGAGGUGGGAGAGCAGGAGCCUGCCAUGGUGCUUGAGGACUCCACACUGGCUGUGAGCAAACACUUCCGCAGGAUCUCUCUCUACCUGCAAGAGAAGAAGUUCAGCCCUUGUGCCUGGGAGGUUGUCAGGGCAGAAAUCAUGAGAUACUUUUCUUCAUCUGCAAACCUGCUAGAAAGGAUAAAGAGUGAGGAAUGA